AUGGCCGAUACCCGGGGGAUAAACCGGUAUGACCGUGCCAGCCAUUUUGCAAGGAUCGGAAUGAGCCGUCAUUCUGUAUCUGGGCCAUCUGGCGGUCCAACAGGGUAUUUCAGGCAGUCUGCUCUGCUUCUGGAUCGUGGAGAUGCUGUUGGACUGUCACAGGCGCGCGAGAAUUCUCGAGCGUCAAACUACACGGACUAUGGAUACACAGACCAGCAGCCAUACGCAGCCAAUUCUUUUCCGAACGGUUCACUGCAGGGACACGAGUUGCAACCAUACCAGUCAGAUUUCUCGCGACAACACCAUACGUUGCGCGAACAGCAGCGGGGUCAGGACAAACAGUCGUUGCAGCAACCGUCACCGCAUCAAUUCUCCCCGUAUGAGACGGAGAUAGUGUACAAUCUCAACCAGCAAAGCCAGACCCCGGCACCGUACAAUGUUGUUCCACCGUACCAGGCGCGGCAAUCUGCGGCCAUUGAAGCCUUGUCAUCCCAAUUUGCCGUUCCACAGUACUUUCCGUCCAGCGAACCAACUGGGACCGGGGUCCAUCCGGUAGUUUCGCCAUACUUGGCUUCACAUGAACAGUCUGCAGCGGCUUAUAAUCAACCCGCUGUCAAUGGGUGCUCGAGUACGACGCAGCCGUUUACCACAACCAUGGAGGAGUUUACCCCAAUUGGGACAGCUGGGCAUCUGGAGCAGCAGCAGCAACAGUCACAACAAUCACCGGCGUCAGCGCAUCAGCAGCAGAAGCAACAGCAACAACAACAACAGCAGCAACAGCAACAGCUGAUUCCCAAAGCUACCAGCGUAGAAGAGGCCUAUAGCCAGUUCCAACAUGCGCUAGUGGAGAUAUUUGACCGUAUUCGUGCCGGGAGACUGUCUGAUGCUAGUCAUACUCUGUUGGAAAUAUCUGGGUGGCUUGUCACAAAUGCGCAUGAACUUGGUAUUCUGCGCGACGACCAACUGGUAUACUCUGAUCGACUCCAACUCUGGAGCAACUUCAACAUUUGCUGGCUAGCGGUUUGCCAGAAACAGAAAGACUUAACGCAGGACCUAUUGCGGACAGGCCAUCAGUUACCGAGUACCAAUCUUCUUAGCAUCGCGGCCAUGGAACACAUGGGCAAUGAGCUCAUCAGGCUCUGUGAUCAGAUGGAACAAUACGGCCUCGUAGACUAUCAGAUGGGUAUCUGGGAAGAAGAGAUUCUCUGCGUUCUGGGUCAAUGCUUUGAUCUCAUGGACAGAAAACCGGAUGUCCUUCGAAACCACACUCUACCGUCUUCUGAGGCAGCAGCAGCAGCGACAGCCACCAUGUCAUCGCGAACGGGGUAG
This is a messenger RNA of Monascus purpureus, 1329 nucleotides long. The record is from the annotation of a GenBank genome assembly. Lineage: Eukaryota; Fungi; Ascomycota; Eurotiomycetes; Eurotiales; Aspergillaceae.